AUGUUUCACAACGCACGCCCUGAUGGAACCUGGUACUUCUCAGGGCCGGCAGGGCAAGGUCAUGUUCCACGUGGAUAUCCGGUGACCAGUGCCUCCUAUCCUCUUUAUGCACCCACAGAGCUCGAUGAGGAAAUGGACUACGACUUCCUCGACGCUCCUGAUCCGCGUACGGCUUUCAAUAAGCAGUUUCGCGUCGCCCCUACUGCUAAUCUCACCCCACUUCUUGAAUCCUUUGCCAAGGCAGCAAUAAAUAUGCCAGAGCUCAAGGAAGCUGCCAUAUGGUCCCCUUUAGAAUGGUCCGGUAAAAGUUUCACAGGCAAUGAUAUUGAUUACUGGUCUAAAACCGAGGGCGAAUACGAAUACGACGACAAGAUGCUAUAUAGUCUGGAGUCUCUAGCCUGGGGUGUCAAAUACGCAGAGCCGGAACGACAUACAGAUUCCAGGUCAUGUCGUCGACUGCAGUGGGUAGUCGGGGAUUGGCAUCCUGAUGGAGAGCUGCGGAGCCUCUUUCAGGCGAUAGGGUACGCAAAACACGGUGUAGAGCUUGAAGAGGCCUGGACUGAAGGCCUCUUUAACGAUGUGGGAAGGAUUUCGGGAGUCGGCCACCGGGGUGAGUUUCGAAGGAUAAAGGCUUAG
This is a messenger RNA of Alternaria arborescens, 636 nucleotides long. RefSeq lists its product as hypothetical. Bases 1 to 636 code for a protein of 211 amino acids. The record is from RefSeq and is a predicted model, not a curated record. The transcript has a single exon. NCBI's taxonomy places the organism in Eukaryota, Fungi, Ascomycota, Dothideomycetes, Pleosporales, Pleosporaceae.